Messenger RNA from Penicillium odoratum, 1404 nucleotides. Its product is annotated as putative cytochrome b5 reductase. NCBI's taxonomy places the organism in Eukaryota, Fungi, Ascomycota, Eurotiomycetes, Eurotiales, Aspergillaceae. Gene Ontology annotation, molecular function: oxidoreductase activity; heme binding. The record is from RefSeq and is a predicted model, not a curated record. The transcript is spliced from 2 exons. The coding region runs from base 1 to 1404 and encodes 467 amino acids. Gene Ontology annotation, cellular component: endoplasmic reticulum.
AUGGCUACAGAGACACAGCCCAAGGCUCAAUGGCCAGCUGAAGCUGAGCUGCCAGAGUAUACACUCAAGGAUGUGGCAGCGCACAACACGAAGAAUGACACAUGGAUCGUCAUCCACGGACAAGUGUUUGAUAUUACGGAAUAUCUGCAAGAUCAUCCAGGCGGUGCAGAGGUGUUGAUCGAGACUGCGGGUACAGAUGCUACCGAAGCCUAUGAGGAUGUUGGCCAUUCCGAGGAUGCGCGUGAGAUUAUGCAGCCCUAUCUCGUGGGUGUCCUCAAGAAUGCCCAGCAGUAUGUCCGUCCACAGGCUGUUCGGGUGGUAUCACAGAAGGAGCCAGAGAAGAAGUCCUCCAGAAGCAGCCUUAGUCUGGUCACCGCCUUAGCUGUGAUGCUGCCAGUCCUUUAUGUCUGCAGCCGGGAAAAGCAACGCAUCAGCGCCCUCCCCCAGCUACUUCCUCACCAGUUGAAGACUUUCCGUCUUCCUCGGGGUGGCUUCGUGAAUGGAUUCCUUGCAGCAAGCACCAUCAGUGGAGUGAUCGGGAUCCUAGUCGCGCGACAAGCCAGCCGAUUCACCAAAAUCGAUGAGGGCUUCAUGCGCUAUCCUCCACGCAUAAAGGCCAAGAAGUUCAUUCGCGCUGAUCCCCACUUGACUCGUGGAUUCCUCGAACCGCAGCAAUACCAAAGUCUCCCUCUCGUGAAAAAGGACCAGUUGUCCAUAAACGUCUACCGCUUCGUCUUCGCUCUUCCCAAUCCCAAUGGCGUCCUCGGUCUCCCCAUCGGCCAACACGUCGCCAUCAAGGCAAUGAUCGACGGCAACACUGUGAUACGCUCAUACACCCCAACCUCCAACAACCUCGACCGCGGCCAGCUCGAACUAGUAGUGAAAUGCUAUCCCGAAGGUCUCAUCAGCCAAUACCUCGCCGGUCUAUCAGUGGGCGACGAAGUGGAGUUCCGUGGACCCAAGGGCGCCUUCCGCUACCACAGCGGACUCUGCCGCAAGAUAGGCAUGGUGGCGGGCGGCACAGGAAUCACCCCAAUGUACCAGGUGAUCCGUGCGAUCUGUGAAAACGACACCGACACAACGGAGAUUAGUCUGAUCUACGCAAACCGCAGCGAAGCGGACAUUCUCCUCCGCGAAGAGCUGGAGACCUUUGCCCGUCGAUACCCGCAGAACCUCAAAAUCUGGUACAUGCUAGACACCGCACCAGAGAACUGGACAUACGGAACGGGACAUGUGGAUAGCAGCGUCCUGGAGGCGCACCUCCCACCACAAUCACCCGAGACGAAGAUUCUGUUAUGUGGGCCUCCAGGGAUGAUAACGGCAACCAAGAAAAACUUGGCAGGACUCGGGUUCACCAAACCAGGCCCAGUAUCGAAGAUGAGCGACGAGGUUUUUUGCUUCUAG